This is a messenger RNA of Tympanuchus pallidicinctus (lesser prairie-chicken), 1863 nucleotides long. RefSeq names its product solute carrier family 25 member 1 (gene SLC25A1). Lineage: Eukaryota; Metazoa; Chordata; Aves; Galliformes; Phasianidae. Bases 53 to 985 code for a protein of 310 amino acids. The transcript has 9 exons. The record is from RefSeq and is a predicted model, not a curated record. Gene Ontology annotation, biological process: mitochondrial citrate transmembrane transport.
UGAAAUACGGCGGUGGCCGCGAGCAGUGUAGGAGCCGCGGACUUCCGCGGCCAUGCUCGUCCCCGCUGCGCCUCGCAGCCUCGCUGCUGCUGCCCCCGCCGGCAAGGCCAAGCUGACGCACCCCGGCAAGGCCAUCCUGGCGGGUGGCCUCGCCGGAGGCAUUGAGAUCUGCAUUACUUUCCCCACUGAAUAUGUGAAGACACAAUUGCAGCUAGAUGAGAAGGCCAACCCGCCCCGCUACAAGGGCAUUGGGGACUGCGUGAAGCAGACUGUCCGUGACCAUGGUGUCCGAGGGCUGUACCGUGGGCUCAGCUCACUGGUGUAUGGCUCCAUCCCCAAGGCUGCUGUCAGGUUUGGCAUGUUCGAGUUCCUCAGCAACCAGAUGAGGGAUGAGCAGGGCCGGCUGGACAGCACGCGGGGCCUUGUCUGUGGGUUGGGUGCCGGUGUGGCUGAAGCUGUGAUGGUGGUGUGCCCCAUGGAGACCAUCAAGGUGAAGUUCAUCCAUGACCAAUGCUCCUCCAAGCCGAAGUACCGUGGCUUCUUCCAUGGUGUCAGGGAGAUUGUUCGAGAGCAGGGGCUGAAGGGGACCUACCAAGGCCUAACUGCAACUGUCCUCAAGCAAGGAUCCAACCAGGCCAUCCGCUUCUUCGUCAUGACAUCCCUCAAGAACUGGUACAAAGGAGAUGAUCCCAACAAGAUCAUCAAUCCCUUCGUCACAGGCGUGUUUGGAGCCGUUGCAGGAGCUGCGAGUGUCUUUGGCAACACGCCCUUGGAUGUGGUUAAGACCAGGAUGCAGGGGCUGGAAGCACAUAAGUACAAGAGCACGUGGGACUGCGCCUACCAGAUCAUGAAAUAUGAGGGGCCCCUGGCGUUUUACAAGGGCACCAUACCCCGCCUGGGCCGUGUCUGCCUCGACGUGGCCAUUGUCUUUGUCAUCUAUGAUGAGGUGGUCAAGUUCCUCAACAAGGUCUGGAAAACAGACUGAGUGGCUCUGCCAGUACCGCCGGGCUGCAGCUGGAAAUUGAUGACCAAGCGCAGAGCUACCUAGCUACCUAGCAUCAGCGCGGCCAAGGGUCCAAGUCUACUGUACGCGUCCGCGGACCGGGAGCACCACACAGUGCCCCCAUACAUCCUGUGCCCUUUAUUUAUAGCAGUGAGCUGAGGAGCAGUCAUCAGCUGUGUGUGUGAAAAUGGCCCAGGGAGCAGGACAGAGGCUUUGCCAGCACCCCAGGCUAUGCCCCCAGACAAGGCUGCAAUCCUGACAUCCCACUCCAGGUAUCACUCAUCCUGGGGUGCUGAGCACAGCCAAUUCCUGAUACUACCCGGACCCUUAAUUUUCCCUACUGUGGGGAUAGCAUUUGGGUGAACUAGGUGCCCCCACUUGCAGUUUACAGUUGAGACGUGUGCGAGAGAUGGGGUGCGGAGGCACAGCCCCUGUCUCAGACUUGGCUCCUUGGCAUGUCCCCUUGGUGGAGGGCAACCUCCAACACAAAGCCCUUCUUCCACAUUCCCAUCCUGCCCUCUCAUCACUGUCCAGGGCAGCUCCUAGCUGCCCCUAUAGCUUUCAGACCCAGUACUAACACCCACACUACUCCUGCCUUUGUGCCAAAACCUUCCUCGGGGGAGCAGAUGCAGAGCUGGAGCUGCCUCCCACCCCUCAGAUUGUAUUGUAACAUGUGCAGCAUUAAUACUAGUUCAUGGGAGGGCCAAGGAAGAAAAAGAGAGCCUGGGAGCAAUUUUCCUUUGGCUUUCUUCUGUGAAGCCAGUGAGGGCUGGUUGUUUUUUGUUGUUGUUGGGUUUUUUUUGUUUUUUUUUUAAUUAUUCUGUUUCACACGCAAUUUGAAUAAAAUCAGUCUGGCUUCA